Molecule: messenger RNA, 1804 nt
Organism: Carassius carassius (crucian carp)
Lineage: Eukaryota; Metazoa; Chordata; Actinopteri; Cypriniformes; Cyprinidae
Product: transport and Golgi organization protein 2 homolog
Exons: 9
Coding region: 225-1049 (274 amino acids)
Biological process (GO): protein secretion; Golgi organization
Cellular component (GO): Golgi apparatus
Source: RefSeq, a predicted model, not a curated record
GUUUUAGCCAAUCAGCGCCGGACUUCUCUGCAGACGUCAAUGCGAGGUUGGUUUAGCCCUUUGUACAAAUGUAUUAGCCUCCUGUGCUAUAAGUUGCCUCUUACAGUAGCGGCACAAUGAAUUAUGAGCAUUGACAACAUAUGGAUCCUCUAGCACAUAGCACGUCCCAGCUCUGAACUCUGACCUCACUGUGAUUGAAAACUCCUGCCAUCAGUAACCUCCUCAUGUGCAUCAUCUUCUUGAAGUUUGACCCUCGGCCUGCAUCCAAAAAUGCCUACAGGCUUAUUCUGGCUGCUAACAGAGAUGAGGUCUACAGCAGACCAUCCAAAGCUGCAGACUUCUGGGGCAGCAACAAUGAGAUCCUGAGUGGUCUAGACCUGGAAGAGGGGAAAGAAGGCGGAUCAUGGCUGGGAAUUAGCAAACGAGGGAAACUGGCGGCACUGACCAAUUACCUGGAAGCACGGCAAAAUCCAGAUGCUCAGGGGAGAGGUUUCCUGGUGUCCAACUAUUUGACAGAUAAUUUGGACAGUUUCGCGUACCUCCGUAAAGUGUCUUCAGAAGCUCAUUUAUAUAAUGGCUUCAAUCUCCUUACUGCUGACUUCAGGGCCAAUGAAGACACAUUGUGUUACUAUGGAAACAAGGGCAGUUCAGAGCCCAUUCAUCUCAAAGCAGCAGGAAUCUAUGGGUUGAGUAACUCUCUUCUGGAAACUCCGUGGAGAAAACUGCAUCACGGCAAACAUCUGUUCACCGGUGUAGUGAACAAAACACUGCCCCCUGAUGGCUUAGUGCACGAACUGCUCCAUAUCCUCAAUAAUGAGGAGCUAAACACCCCGGACCUCGCACAGGAGAGUCAAGGUGUAGGCUUCAGUAAGGCCAAACUCCAAGCCCUGUCUGCAGUUUGUGUGCGCUCACCAGGAUACGGCACAAGGACCAAUACAGUAAUCCUCAUCGACCGAGACGGAAACGUGAGCUUUACAGAGCGCACCAUGCUGAACUGUGACAUUACUCAGUGGAGCACAAAUAGCUUUCACUUCAAAUUGCAAGAAUGAGGGUCAGAGGCAAAGAGAAGAAGACUCUCACAUCGUGCCUUUAUCCAGCCACUAUCUGCUCAAGCCACGCAGCACCACUGUUUCUACUAAUAUGAACAUCAAGACUUAAUGCAGACUUUCCUGUUGAAAUUGGAAAGCGGCUAAUUAUUGCUACGGCUCUGUUCCGAGAGGAAGCUUGAUUGAAUUUUUUUUUUUUAUAUAUAUAUAUAUAUAACCAAUGGUUCGUGAGGAGGCCCAUAUGGAAUCUGUGGACCCAAACCCUAGAUUUCCUUCAAAUCCAUGCAGAAAUGUCUGCAGAUUCCAUCUGAAUCUACUCAUGAGGUGUGAUUUUUGAGUGCAUGUCAUUCAGUCUGCAUAUGAAGAAUGUAAAAUGUUAUUUUAUUCAGCUACUGAAUCUCAUUUUAUCACAAACUGUCAUUGGCAUGGAAUGUUGUUGGACAGAAUCGUUUUGGGAGCAAGAUGUCUACUGCCAAAGAAUAGUUGUGUCACUCACAAUCACUGAGAACACGAGAAAACAAAUGAAAAUAAAAGAAUUUACAUAAACUUGAGCAAUGUAAACUGCUAUUUAGUGUGGUAGUGAGCCAGUGUAAUGCCUUUCACCCAGAAACAUGAGAGCUACUGCCAAAAAAAAAAAAACAUUUGCGAAUACACCAAUUCAGUUGCGUUCACAUGCCCCUGAAUCUGAUAUGUACUUGCAGUAGAAAGUUGUUAAUUUACUCGAUUACACAAUGCAAUAAAAGUACAAAUUCACCAUA